Molecule: messenger RNA, 3958 nt
Organism: Drosophila busckii
Lineage: Eukaryota; Metazoa; Arthropoda; Insecta; Diptera; Drosophilidae
Gene: Elp1
Product: putative elongator complex protein 1
Exons: 6
Coding region: 70-3864 (1264 amino acids)
Biological process (GO): tRNA wobble base 5-methoxycarbonylmethyl-2-thiouridinylation
Cellular component (GO): elongator holoenzyme complex; cytosol
Molecular function (GO): tRNA binding; protein binding
Source: RefSeq, a predicted model, not a curated record
GUUAACAUUUACUGUUAAAAAUUAACAACAAUCAUACGCGCACGUUGCUUAGCACGUUUAAUAUAAACGAUGCGCAAUCUUAAGCUACAAUAUUGCAAGGAGCAGAAAACAGGUGUCAAGAAUGCCAGGCAACUGUUGCUACAACCUGAUUUGGAUGUGGUGUAUGCAAUCUCUGAGGAUAAAGUGUAUGCCAUAAACAGUGUUGGAGAGGGGGAUGAAGUCGAAGAUGUUAAGACAGUUGUGGAAUUGCCGGACAUAGUAGGCGCCGAAUUCCUACAGCUGGAAAAUGUGUUGUGUGUGGCCACUGCUGCAGGCGAGGUAAUGCACAUAAAUCCCGACACAUUAGCCAGCAGUGAGGGCACCUUUUGCGAUGUGGGCAUUGAGUGCAUGGCCUGGUCACCCAACCAGGAGGUGGUAGCAUUUGUUACCAAAACAAAAAAUGUGGUGGUAAUGACGUGUAACUACGAAUUGUUGGGCGAACAACCGCUAGAUGAGGGUCUGGCCAACGAUCAACAGUUCGUUAAUGUGGGCUGGGGCAAAAAGGAAACACAAUUCCAUGGCACAGCUGGCAAGCAGGCAGCCAAGCAGUCUGCCGCAUUCAAACCGCCCACAGAUGUGGAGAGUUUGCCACAGGACAUAUGCAUUUCUUGGCGCGGUGAUGGCGCCUUGUUUGCUGUUAGCUAUGUGGCCGUGCAGGUGGGACGCACCUUUAGCGUUUAUGACUGCGAGGGCAAGCUGCAGCAUACGGCGGAGAAAUGGAAUGGACUGCAGCCGGCGCUGGCUUGGCGUCCCAGUGGCAACUGGAUAGCUAUGCCGCAACAGCACGCAGACAACAAAUCAACAGUGGCAUUGUUUGAAAAGAAUGGCCUGCAUCAUCGUGAGUUUCAGCUGCCAUUUGAUUUACAAGCAGAGCCAGUGCAGCAGCUACACUGGAGUGCGGACUCAGAUAUAUUGGCGGUGCAGACCAGCACAGCGGACGAGCAGCAGCACAUUUAUCUCUACACCAUAGGCAACUACCAUUGGUAUCUGAAGCAGUUACUCAGCUUUAAGCGCAGCGAUCCGUUGGCUUUAUGCCACUGGGACAAUCGUCUCGGUGAACAACAUACGCUGCAUGUGCUGCUGGAGAGCGGCAAGCAUUAUACCUAUCGCUGGAACUUUGCAGUUGAUUGCCAGAUGCACAGCAGCAGUGUCUAUGUCAUUGAUGGCAAGCGCUUGCUAGUGACAGACUUUUCCAAAGCAGUUGUACCACCGCCCAUGUCGCAGAAAGUCAUAGAGCUGGAAAACUGCAUCAAUCAUGUAAACAUAUACUCGUUUAUGGUCUUUGCGCUUGACAGUGAGCGUGUGCUGCAUGCCAUUAAACAUAAUGAGCAGAAGGUGCAGUUGCUGCCCGACGAGCAGAUGCUGCAGUCACAGCUGCAGCUGGCGCAGCUGACAAAAUGUCGCGGGCACUACUUUCUGGCCACGCAGGUUGUCGCUCAGCACACACGUGUGCUGCUCAUCGAAGCGUCCUUCAAUACAAUACGCAGCUAUAGUUUGUUAAGCUCGCUGCGCAUUAAUGGCACCGUCAAUGCGCUAACUGUGGACACAGAUCAUGCCAAAUUCAAUACCUGCUAUGUGCACACCAGCAACAGUGGGCAGAUCUAUGAGCUGGCCAUAGACUUUGAAGCCAAGAAGCUGCAGCCAACGCGCUGCUUUACACAGCUGCCGCAGCCAGCGGAUCGCAUUGAAUUGUACUUGUAUCGUGAAUUGCAUACGAGCAUUGACGAUUUUAAUGAAAUACGUCCAGCUGCUACAAUUGUGGGCUUUCGGGCGCAGCGCUGCUUGCACAUACGUGGCAAUGAUGUCCACUUCGAUGCCGAGGGUGUGACGUCUUACUGCUUCGCAGGCGAAUAUUUGGUUUAUACGCGACUGAACACUUUGCACUUUGUGCAUAUGCGCGAUGGUCGUGAAGUUGAUACACGCAACAUAGAACGCGGUGGCAAGCUGGUGGCGCAUGCGGGCAAUGAACGUUUGGUGCUGCAGCUGCCGCGUGGCAAUCUGGAGGUCAUAUCGCCGCGCGUCCUAGUGCUGGCUACUAUCAAAUUUAUGAUAAACCAUCAUGUAGAGGGCAAAAUGAUUUCAUAUAUUGAUCUGAUGCGCAAGCAUCGCAUUAAUAUGAACAUUAUUUGUGAUCACAACCUGUCGGAAUUUCUUCAGAACUCUGCAAGAUUCGUCGAGUCCGUUAAAAACACACAGUUAUGUUUGUUCAUCAGCGAGCUGCAGAAUGAGGACUUUGCACUGGGCAUGUAUUCAAGCAACUAUGAGCCCAAGGAGCUCCAAUAUCCGCCAGAAUAUAGUGUGGAGCGUAAAGUGACCAUCAUUUGUAGACUAUUCUGUCAAAUUCUGAAGCCAUUGAAGGGCUACAAGGAGUCCCUAAUAAUGUGCCAUGUCAAGCUGGGCCAGCUGGAGCAAGCGCUAUUGUUAAUCUGGCGGAAAUACAAAUGUUCGCCAGAUGAGGCAGAGCAGCUGUUUAAGUAUUUGCUCUACUUGGUGGAUGUCAAUGAGCUGUACGACAUAGCGCUGGGCACCUAUGACUUUGCGCUGGUGCUGUUUGUGGCACAAAAGUCUCAAAAGGAUCCCAAAGAGUUUCUGCUGCGGCUGAAUGAAUUGAAGGCGCUGCCCACACCAUAUCGUUACUUCAAAAUUGAUGAGCAGCUGAAGCGCUAUGAGCACGCCGUGGAGCACUUGGCUGCCUGCGGCGAGCAGCAUUACGAGCUGGCCAUGGAUUUCAUUAAGCAGCAUCAGCUCUACCGCAAGGCCCUGACCUGCUAUCAGCAGCAAACAGAGUUUCAUCAACGUGUCUGCGUGGCCUAUGCAGAUCAUUUGCGUGCCAACGCACAGCUGGAGGCGGCUAGCAUUAUGUAUGAACGUGGCGGACAAUUGCAGCAAGCACUGCUAAGCGCACGCCACACCCUCGACUGUCAACGCGUGCUGCUGCUGGCGCAGCGUGCGGGCGAAGAAUCACUUGAGCAGGUGGCCAAUUCGUUGGUAGCGCCGCUGCAGCAACAGCAGCGACAUCUGGAAGCUUAUGAGCUGGUCAAACAGUUUGCGCCGUCGGACAGUGAGCAGCCGCUACAGCUGCUGCUAGAAGGACGACUCUUUGGGCGUGCCAUACACGAGGCAUGCAGGCUGGAGGCGCAGGGUGCCACAGAUAUAAUGGCAAACUAUGUGCAGCCCGCACUGCUUGACUAUGUAGAGAUAUUGGAGAAUACGCUGCAAGCGGAUCGGCGACUAUUUGUGAAUUACAAGCAGCGACUGCUGGAUAUACGUAAACGCCCGGCGACAGCAAAUGAUAUGGACGUCGUUGGUGAUGACAUUGAUGAGCUGGAUUUGCUUUCCGAUACAAGCAGCAUGCGCUCAUCGCGCUACAGUGGCAGCCAAAGCUCACGUGGCUCAGGCAAAACAUUUCGCUCGAGCAAAAAUCGCCGCAAGCACGAACGCAAACUGCUUAGCCUGAAGCCAGGCAACCCCUUUGAAGACAUUGCGCUCAUCGAUGCGCUGCACAAUCAUGUCACGAAGCUGAUGCAGCCGUCCCAGCAGCAGCUAGUGCGUGACACAUGCAAAGCAUUGCUCCAACUCCAUACAGAGGAUGAGCGCGCGUCGCAGUUGCAGCGUCUAUAUCAAAGCAUUGUUACCCAAUUGCAGGAUGCGCUGGAUGAGAUUUGGAUUCCAGAAUUAAUGGGCGGCACUGCCCAGCAUUUGACCGGACCCAAUAUUGACUUUUUGGCAUUGCGCAAGGAGCAGCGUUAUGCUUUAAUAACUCCCUUGAAGCGCUUCAAACCCCAGUUAAAUAUAGUGGAUUGGCAAUUUGAAAUGCUGCAGUAGUUAUCGUUAUUUUUUUUAUCAAUCAUGUUAGUUUCUAUCAACUAUUUGGCAUGUAAUGCAUUUUUACUUUCUAUGCAAAUGCCGUGGACCGAAA